Nezara viridula (southern green stink bug) is the source of this 2630-nucleotide messenger RNA. The record is from the annotation of a GenBank genome assembly. Lineage: Eukaryota; Metazoa; Arthropoda; Insecta; Hemiptera; Pentatomidae.
UUUUAAUCGAAGGAAAGACUCAGUUGCUUUUUUAUCCUUGAUUUAUUAAGAGGCUUGCAUUUAUGUUUCAUUUUUGAAUUGGCAGCAAAUCUGCAACAAAAAGCUUAACGCAAAUAUUUAUCAUUCAAAAGGACAAAAUUCUCAAUGAGAGUAUAAAAUGUAUCAAGAAUGUAAAAUGAUUAGAUUUUAUUCAUUAAUUAAAAAAUAUAUAAACUGUUAAUUGAAUUUUUUGUCGUUUCUUCGUUUUUAAAAUCAUUUAGCAUAAAAUAAUUUCAUUUCAAAUCGUAUGAAUCAGAAUUUUGUGUCAUAAAUAGAUGUGAUGUCAAUUUGACAUUGUCAAAACCUCCACACUUGUAAACAUAACCUUAUCUGUUGGACUGUUGGAAAUAUUUAUAGAUGCCAGGUUUAACUCAGGAUUCAGUGGACCCUCUUGAUUCAUUAGAAUCUCAAAUUGAAGAAUUGGAGAGAAGAAUUAUCGGAGAUUGUGAAAUUUCUGAUAAAGACACUCCCAUUGUUGAAUCCCUAAUUCAAAGCAAUAAUGCCAUACAUAACGCCAUAUCAAGUCACAAUACAAUUAAAGCUCUCUUUGAUAGAUUAGAUCAGUUAGGAAAGUUCCUUGACCCUUCAUUUGAAGACUCUCUGAUCGAUACAGCAUGCAAGAAAAAGGUUGUUUUAGAAUCCGAGAAAGAAUUACGUCAGUUCUUAUUGCAAUCAAAGAAACUUAGUGAAUUAAAUAAUAUCCUUAGUGGUGAGCCAUUCAAGAAAGUUCCUAAUUUAGUAGAACAACUUCGUAAAGUGUCCGAGGAAACAUUGAGGACUCAAGGUGAUUAUGAUAAGUUAAAAAUAAAAGUUAAGGAUCUCUCUGAGAACUAUAUUAUUGCUGUUAAAGCAUUGAGUAGAUCAUUCUAUGUUUUCGAAACUCAACUCUCUGAAUCUGAAGAAGGAGAUAAAGUAAAAAAGCCAAUUGAUGAUUAGUUUUUGUAUUUAAUUGGAAAUGAAUUUACAAAAAGAAUUAAGGUACAUCCACCUGCCUGACAAUGAAACUUUUGCUGCUUUGAAUGAAUAUAAACAACUAUUAUUAUCACUCAUCAAUAAAAAGGUUUUAUCUCUCACCGCAAUCAACGGAAAUACUGAUUUUCUAUGUAAUAGUUCAUUGGAAGAGAUUAUGUUCAAAAAUGAAAUCUUGUCAAUUAUAAAUUCAACUGUCAUUAAAUUACCUGGUUUUUGUGUUUAUGCUGGUUUAAUUAUUAGUUCAAUGCUAAUUAAGUUAUGGUAUGAGGCAAACCAGAACUUUGACCUACUAAAAAUUACAAAAAGACUAAUAGAAUUCAAGGAUAUUCUGGAAGAAUGCUUAAAUAGUUUGAAAUGCUCUAGUGUUAAUGUUUUAAGUUUAGUAUCUCUUCAGUUUAGUUUAAAAAAGUUAUUGCUUCAGGAGCCAGCACUAAUGUUAACUAAAGAAUCGUUAAACAAACUUUCUUUUGAAAUUGUAAAAGGAGUAAUUGUUAAAAUUGGUGUCGAUGAAGUGUUCAAUCCUGAGCAAGUUUAUAUUCUAGUUAGAAAUGGACCUGAAUAUUUUUCUAUGAUCAACGGUGUUAUUUGUGAGGUUGACGAUACAACAAGUAACCUGAUAAAAAGGACUAUUCCUAAAUUAAGUAUUGAGAAUAAGAUGCUUCUAUUUACAGAAAAUAUCUGUGAUUCUGAUAGAUUUAUGCUAAUUCUUAAUAUAAUCUUAAGUAAUGAAAUUAAGUUGAUCAUGUGCCAGAAAAAAAUUUCUAGUUCAUUAAAAGUGAUAUUUAGACGGAAUAAUAUCAUUGCAGUCGAAAGGAUUGGACUUGAAGUAGCCAAAUGUCUGGAACAGACAACCAAUUGUGUCCCUAUUUGCAGUAUAAACAAUUUAGAGAUAAAUAGCACUCUCGCUUAUGCUGGCAGUUUCACCACAUUUGACAUUCAAUGUUUGACUGGGUUAAACUAUAUUGUUAUUGAGAAAGAAGGAUGUAGAUUUUCCACACUGUAUAUUAGUUGUAGGUCUUUCAGUAAUUCAUCCUACACUAAGAAAAUUUGUCUCCACAGCAUCAAGUUUGUCUACUCCAUGAUUAAAACUCCCUACUUAUUACCUGGACCUAUCACCUUUGAAGAAAAACUGAUUAAUUGCUUAAAAAAUAAAAUUGUUGCUGGUAAAUUGAUGAAUGAGAUAGUGUCUGUGUUUUGUAGUAUAUUGGAUGAAAUAAAGAUUUCAUUCAAAGAUUCAAAGUGCGAAUAUGGUUCUUGUGAAGAGAUUGAAUCAAGUUGGGACUGUUAUCGCAUAAAGAAAAAUGCUUUAAUUUACAGUUUAGAUACGGUAAUUAAUUGUCUUAGUAUAGGUAUGAUUGUGAGAGUGUAAAAAUUAAGUUAUGUUUGUUUCCACUUUAUUAUUAAAAUAUCUUUUUUACCCAUAGUAUUUCUUUCUUACCUUCCAAUAAUCUUUAAGUAAUUUCUAUUUUUUAUACACAUCUAAUCGAACGUUUUUCCAGCACUGUUUAAUUUUCAUUUCAUUUUACCAUUUUCAGUUAUAGUUUUUAUUUUUAGUUUAAAUCAAAACUUAAAAAUAUUACUUAUUAAAAUUAUUUGAUUCCUUAUUGGUGGUGUGAAAU